Molecule: messenger RNA, 6396 nt
Organism: Bemisia tabaci
Lineage: Eukaryota; Metazoa; Arthropoda; Insecta; Hemiptera; Aleyrodidae
Source: RefSeq, a predicted model, not a curated record
GCUUUCAGUUGACUAUCAGGGAGUUCAUUCCAGACCUGUCUCGCCCGAGGUGAAGAUUCUGUUCUUGUGCGUGGAUUGAAAAGUGUGUUACUGUGUUUUGUUCAGAACAAUUAAGUUGCCAUCAGAGACCUGUUCCAUAAUAAUUGUUGCCGCCCAUUAUAACACGUAAACGAACAUGCCGAAGCCCGUGAAACAGGAGGGCGAGGACCCAGAUCCAACCCCGUACUUGUUCGUUUCCUUGGAACAGAAACGUAUCGAUCAAUCGAAACCUUACGAUGCUAAGAAGAUUUGCUGGGUCCCCGAUGAAGCAGAGGGUUUCGUUCUCGGAGAAAUUAAGGCAACUAAGGGCGACUUGGUCACCGUUGGACUCCCCAGUGGCGAGACGAAGGAUUUCAAGAAGGAUCAAGUGGGACAGGUUAACCCACCGAAAUACGAAAAAUGCGAAGAUAUGUCUAACUUAACCUACCUUAACGAUGCGUCUGUCUUAUAUAACUUGAAACAAAGAUACUAUCAUAAACUCAUUUACACAUACUCAGGACUUUUCUGUGUGGCUAUUAACCCUUACAAAAGAUUCCCCGUGUACACACUUAGGUGCGCCAAAUUGUACCGAGGUAGACGAAGAAAUGAAGUUCCACCCCACGUCUUCGCUGUCUCUGACGGUGCCUAUGUAAACAUGUUAACCAAUAAGGAAAAUCAGUCUAUGUUAAUUACCGGAGAGUCUGGUGCCGGUAAAACUGAAAACACGAAGAAAGUAAUUGCGUACUUCGCCACCGUAGGAGCCAGCUCAAAGAAAGAGGAAGCUGCCAAUCAGAAUAAGGGUUCCCUAGAAGAUCAAGUCGUCCAGACUAACCCUGUACUAGAAGCUUUCGGUAACGCCAAGACAGUGCGUAACGAUAACUCUUCACGUUUCGGUAAAUUCAUCCGUAUUCACUUCGGCCCAACUGGUAAACUUGCCGGAGCUGAUAUUGAAACAUAUCUAUUAGAGAAGGCUCGUGUCAUUUCCCAACAGUCAUUAGAACGAUCAUACCAUAUUUUCUACCAAAUUAUGUCUGGAUCUGUAAAAGGAGUAAAAGAGAUGUGCUUUUUGUCAAAUAACAUCUAUGACUAUUACAAUGUCUCACAAGGUAAAAUUACCAUUCCCGGUAUUGAUGACGCAGAAGAAUUCCAACUUUGCGACCAAGCCUUCGACGUCCUAGGUUUCUCUCAACAAGAAAAGGAUGAAAUCUACAAAAUCACAGCCGCCGUCAUGCACAUGGGUGGAAUGAAGUUCAAACAGAGGGGUCGAGAAGAACAGGCUGAACCCGACGGCACAGAGGAGGGUGAGCGAGUAGCAACUCUGUUGGGUAUCGAUUGUCAAGAUUUGUACAAGAACUUGACGAAACCCAGGAUCAAGGUCGGUAACGAGUUCGUCACACAAGGACGUAACGUCUCUCAGGUAUCAUACUCAGUAGGUGCUAUGUCAAAGGGUAUGUUUGACAGACUGUUCAAAUAUUUAGUAAAAAAAUGUAACGAAACCUUGGACACAAAACAAAAAAGACAGCACUUCAUUGGUGUACUGGAUAUUGCUGGUUUUGAAAUUUUCGACUACAACGGUUUCGAACAAUUGUGUAUCAACUUCACCAACGAGAAGUUGCAACAGUUCUUUAACCAUCACAUGUUUGUACUCGAGCAAGAAGAGUACAAGAAAGAGGGUAUUGUUUGGGCUUUCAUUGAUUUCGGAAUGGAUCUUCUAGCUUGUAUCGAUCUUAUUGAAAAGCCUAUGGGUAUCUUAUCAAUUCUUGAAGAAGAAUCUAUGUUCCCGAAAGCUACUGACAAGACCUUUGAAGACAAGUUGAUGAGCGCCCACUUGGGUAAAUCCGCACCUUUCCAGAAACCCAAACCACCCAAGCCAGGUUGCCCAGCCGCUCACUUUGCUAUUGGCCAUUAUGCUGGUGUUGUAUCAUAUAACAUUACUGGAUGGUUAGAAAAGAACAAGGAUCCUCUUAACGACACUGUCGUUGAUCAAUGUAAGAAGGGAACCAACGCCUUGCUCAGGGAAAUCUUCGCCGACCAUCCAGGUCAAUCUGGUGGUGGUGCCGCAGAAAAGGCAGGUGGAAAGAGACAAAAGGGAUCCGGAUUUUUGACAGUCUCUGCUUUAUACAGGGAACAAUUGAACAACCUCAUGACAACCCUCAGAAGCACACAGCCUCACUUCGUCCGUUGUAUCAUUCCAAACGAAUUGAAACAGCCUGGUGUCAUCGACUCUCACUUGGUCAUGCAUCAGUUGACAUGUAACGGUGUACUUGAAGGUAUCCGUAUCUGUCGUAAAGGUUUCCCCAACAGGAUGGUCUACCCUGACUUCAAAUUGCGUUACAAGAUUUUAGCUCCUGGCCCAGCCGCCAAAGAAACCGAUUUAAAGAAAAUUGCGGCAGUUAUCCUCGAAAGCACCGGAUUGGACCCUGAUCAGUACCGAUUGGGUCACACUAAGGUGUUCUUCCGUGCCGGAGUGUUGGGUCAGAUGGAGGAACUUCGUGACGACCGAUUGGGUAAAAUCAUCGGAUGGAUGCAGGCUUACAUGCGUGGUUACCUCACAAGGAAAUCAUUCAAGAAAUUGCAAGAACAGCGAUUGGCCUUACAAGUUGUACAACGUAACUUGCGUAAAUACCUCAAGCUCCGUAUGUGGCCAUGGUGGAGAUUGUGGACCAAGGUCAGGCCUCUCCUUCACGUCGUCGAUAUCGACGCUGAACUCAAGAAACUGGAGGACCGCGCAGAGAAGGCCGAGGAGAACUGGGCCCGUGAGGAGAAACUCAGGAAGGAGUUGGAAGCCCUCAACACGAAACUUCUCGACGAGAAGACUAACCUCCUGAAGAACUUGGAAGGUGAGAAGGGAUCUCUCCAGAGCAUCACCGAGCGUGCUGCCAAGCUCCAGGCCCAGAAGAGCGACUUGGAGUCUCAACUCGCUGACACACAAGAAAGGUUACAACAGGAAGAAGAUGCCAGGAACCAACUCUUCCAACAGAAAAAGAAGUUGGAGCAAGAACUGUCUGGUCUCAAGAAGGAUGUUGAGGACUUGGAAUUGGCAGUACAAAAGUCUGACCAAGACAAGGCCACCAAGGACCACCAGAUCAGAAACUUGAACGAUGAAAUCGCCCACCAGGACGAGCUCAUCAACAAGUUGAACAAGGAGAAGAAACUCCAAGCUGAGACCACGCAGAAGACCGCCGAAGAAUUGCAGGCCGCUGAAGACAAGGUCAACCACCUUACAAAGGUCAAGGUCAAGCUUGAGCAGACCCUUGAUGAAUUAGAGGACUCACUGGAACGCGAAAAGAAACUGAGAGGAGACGUUGAAAAGGCCAAGAGGAAGGUUGAAGGAGACUUGAAACUGACCCAGGAAGCCGUCGCCGACUUAGAAAGGAACAAGAAGGAAUUAGAACAGACCAUCCAGCGCAAGGACAAGGAAAUCGCCUCCCUCACCGCCAAAUUGGAAGAUGAACAAUCACUCGUCGGAAAGCAACAGAAACAGAUCAAGGAACUCCAGGCCCGCAUUGAAGAGCUAGAAGAAGAAGUCGAAGCCGAACGUCAAGCCCGCGCCAAGGCCGAGAAGCAGCGUGCCGACCUAGCCCGAGAACUGGAGGAACUCGGCGAGCGACUUGAGGAAGCCGGUGGCGCCACCUCAGCUCAGAUCGAGCUCAACAAGAAGCGAGAGGCUGAGAUGAGCAAGCUCCGUCGGGACCUCGAGGAGGCCAACAUCCAGCACGAAUCCACCCUCGCCAACCUCCGCAAGAAGCACAACGAUGCCGUCGGCGAGAUGGGCGAACAGAUCGACCAACUCAACAAGCUCAAGACCAAGGCCGAGCAUGAGCGCUCCCACGUCGUGAAUGAGCUGAAUAACACCAGAGCCGCCGUAGACCAAGUUACCCGGGAGAAGGCCGCCAUCGAGAAAGUUGCCAAGCAGCUCCAACACCAACUGAACGAAGUACAAAGCAAAUUGGACGAGACGAACAGGACAUUGAACGACUUCGAUGCCGCCAAGAAGAAGUUGUCCAUUGAAAACUCAGACCUCCUCAGACAGCUGGAGGAAGCCGAAUCCCAAGUCUCGCAACUCAGCAAGAUCAAGAUGUCGCUCACCACUCAGCUCGAAGACACCAAGAGGCUCGCUGAUGAAGAAUCCAGGGAGCGUGCCACGUUAUUGGGCAAAUUCCGUAACUUGGAGCACGACUUGGACAACAUCCGCGAACAGAUUGAGGAAGAGGCCGAAGCCAAGGCUGACAUCCAGAGACAACUCAGCAAGGCUAACGCUGAAGCUCAGUUGUGGAGGACCAAGUACGAGUCCGAAGGUGUGGCUCGCGCUGAAGAGCUAGAGGAGGCCAAGCGUAAGCUGCAAGCCCGUUUGGCUGAGGCUGAGGAGACGAUCGAGUCUCUGAACCAGAAGGUGGUCGCUCUGGAGAAGACGAAGCAGCGGCUGGCGACGGAAGUGGAAGAUCUCCAACUGGAGGUCGACCGUGCCAACGCCAUCGCCAACGCGGCUGAGAAGAAGGCCAAGGCCAUCGACAAGAUCAUUGGAGAAUGGAAACUCAAGGUGGACGAUCUCGCUGCCGAGCUCGACGCCAGCCAGAAGGAAUGCAGGAACUACUCCACCGAGCUGUUCCGACUUAAGGGAGCCUACGAAGAAGCCCAAGAGCAACUUGAGGCUGUCAGACGGGAGAACAAGAACUUGGCUGAUGAGGUCAAGGACUUGUUGGACCAGAUCGGAGAAGGUGGACGCAACAUCCACGAAAUCGAGAAGGCGCGCAAACGAUUGGAAGUGGAGAAGGACGAAUUACAGGCCGCUUUAGAGGAAGCCGAGGCUGCCUUGGAGCAGGAAGAAAACAAGGUCCUCCGGGCUCAGCUCGAACUCUCACAGGUCAGACAGGAAAUCGACAGGCGAAUCCAAGAGAAGGAAGAGGAAUUCGAAAACACAAGGAAGAACCACCAGAGGGCUCUGGACUCCAUGCAAGCCAGCUUAGAGGCCGAGGCUAAAGGAAAGGCUGAGGCACUUAGGAUGAAGAAGAAAUUAGAAGCUGACAUCAACGAAUUAGAAAUUGCUUUGGACCACGCAAAUAAGGCCAACGCUGAAGCACAGAAGAACAUUAAGCGAUACCAACAACAACUCAAGGACAUCCAGACCGCCCUGGAGGAAGAACAGAGAGCCCGCGAUGACGCCCGGGAACAAUUAGGAAUCUCAGAACGCCGUGCCAACGCUCUCCAGAAUGAACUGGAAGAGUCCCGCACGCUCCUCGAACAGGCCGACAGAGGUCGCCGACAGGCUGAACAAGAACUCAGCGAUGCUCACGAGCAGCUCAACGAACUUUCCGCACAAGCCACCUCCAUCUCAGCCGCCAAGAGGAAACUCGAAGGCGAACUACAAACUCUGCAUUCUGACUUGGAUGAACUUCUAAAUGAAGCCAAGAACUCGGAAGAGAAGGCCAAGAAAGCUAUGGUUGAUGCCGCCCGGUUAGCGGACGAGCUCCGAGCUGAACAAGACCACGCUCAAACACAAGAGAAGCUAAGGAAAGCUCUCGAAACACAAAUUAAGGAAUUACAGGUUAGAUUAGAUGAAGCUGAAAACAAUGCCCUUAAGGGUGGAAAGAAGGCUAUCCAGAAAUUAGAACAACGAGUCCGAGAGUUGGAGAACGAAUUGGACGGCGAACAGCGUAGACAUGCUGACGCACAAAAGAACCUAAGGAAAUCCGAACGUAGAAUUAAGGAAUUGAGCUUCCAGGCUGAGGAAGACAGGAAGAACCACGAACGUAUGCAAGACUUAGUUGACAAAUUACAACAGAAGAUCAAGACUUAUAAGAGACAAAUCGAAGAAGCAGAAGAAAUUGCUGCUUUGAACUUAGCCAAAUUCCGCAAGGCACAACAAGAAUUAGAAGAGGCUGAAGAACGAGCCGACUUAGCAGAACAAGCCAUCGCCAAAUUCAGAACACAAAAGGGUGGCAGAGCAGGAUCAGCAGCGCGUGGAUCCAGUCCCUUGCCCCAAGCAAAAACGCGCAAGCCCCAACUUGCAUUGGAAUAAACAAACGUUAUCAAAUUGCCCACCGACCUCCUCUCAGGCCGCAGUUAGAUGGCGGUGCUUUCCCUCCACGCUUCGACCUCCAUCCUGAAGCAGGAGACAUUUUCGGCUAAGCCAAAUAGAGCCAACAUCCGAAACACUUUUUUCUAUUUUCUCAACUAAAGCGGAACACGCAACUCAAGUUUCCUCGACUUCUUCGUUUACCUACUGCACCAGAUGGCUCACGAAAGAUCUUCAAGUCACCUCGAUUAUUUAUUGUAUUUAUUUUAAUUUAAAGAAUAUAUAUAAAUAAAACAAGUAUUUUUAAGUUAAUUUCUUAAAUUGUAAAAAUUAAUAAAUAAAUCUAAGUGAAACUUGGCGUA